GUGAUCUGUGUUUACCGAGAGAUCCGGUUCAAGUUCGGCACCUCCUCGGCCCUCGAUCCCACUGGGGGCCACAGCCCGGCCGGAUCUUUCUCGCCCUCCCCUUCCUCCCACCGGAGAGGUCGGGCGGCGAUGACCCCCAAGGCGGCCGGACCCCCCGAUGGGGGCUGGGGCUGGGUGGUGGUAGCCUCUGCCUUCGCGGUGAAUGGGCUCUCCUAUGGGGUGCUGCGUUCCCUGGGCCUCACGUUCCCUGAUUUUGCUGAGCACUUCGACCGGAGCGCACAGGAAAUUGCGUGGAUCAGCGCCCUGACCCUGGCCGUGCAACAGGCAGCCAGUCCAGUGGGCAGCGCCCUGAGCACCCGCUGGGGGGCGCGCCCUGUCGUGAUGGUUGGGGGCAUGCUCACUUUCCUCGGGUUCGUCUUUUCGGCUUUUGCCCGAAGUUUGCUGCACCUCUACCUCGGCCUGGGCCUCCUCGUGGGCUCCGGCUGGGCCCUGGGGUUCGCCCCAGCGUUGGGCACCCUCUCUCGCUACUUUUCGCGCCAUCGAGUGCUAGCCGUGGGCCUGGCACUUACCGGCAAUGGGGCCGCCUCCCUGCUCCUGGCGCCAGCGGUGCAGCGCCUCCUGGACUCUUUCGGCUGGCGGGGCGCCCUGCUCCUCUUGGGAGCUGUCACUCUCCACCUCAUCCCCUGUGGCGCCCUGCUGCGCCCUCUGACACUCCCUGGCGACUCUAAGGCUUCCUCUGGAGGACCCCUUGCGGCCCUUGGCCUGGGUCUCUUCACUCACCCCGCCUUCGCGGUCUUUGCCCUGGGCACCACCCUGGUGGGGUGUGGAUACUUCAUCCCCUAUGUGCACUUGGCCCCCCACGCCUUAGACCGGGGCCUGGGGGGGUAUGGGGCUGCCCUGGUGGUGGCAGUGGCCGCGGUGGGAGAUGCAGGCGCCCGCUUAGUGAGCGGCUGGCUGGCAGACCAGGGCUGGGUGCCUCUCCCACGGCUGCUGGUGGUGUUCGGGGCUCUGACGGGCCUGGGGCUGCUGGCCGUGGGACUAGUGCCCGUGGUGGGGAGCGAUGUAUGGGGGGUGCCCCUAAUGGCCGCAGCAGGGGCCUACGGCCUGAGCGCUGGAAGUUAUGCCCCACUCGUUUUUGGGGUGCUUCCAGGGCUAGUGGGCAUCGGAGGUGUUGUGCAGGCCACCGGGCUGGUGAUGAUGAUGAUGAGCCUCGGGGGGCUCCUGGGUCCUCCCCUGUCAGGCUUCCUAAAGGACGAGACUGGAGACUUCAGCACCUCCUUCCUCAUAUCUGGCUCCUUCAUUCUCACCGGCAGCUUCAUCUACCUGGGGAUGCCCAGGGCACUGCCCUCCUGUGGCCCAGCCUCAAGUCCAGCCACCCCACCCACCGAGAUGGGGGAGCUGCUUCCCAAUCCUCAGGUGCAGGUGGCUCCCCUCUCUUCCAAAGGCCCACAACCGACUCUGGAUACCACUUGUUGAGUAUUUGUUGUUUAAGCUGUUCCCCCAAUAAAGUUUCUAUUCUCUCUC
This is a messenger RNA of Echinops telfairi (small Madagascar hedgehog), 1524 nucleotides long. It is a transcript of the gene SLC16A11, whose product is annotated as solute carrier family 16 member 11. Lineage: Eukaryota; Metazoa; Chordata; Mammalia; Afrosoricida; Tenrecidae. Gene Ontology annotation, molecular function: monocarboxylic acid transmembrane transporter activity. Bases 130 to 1476 code for a protein of 448 amino acids. Gene Ontology annotation, biological process: transmembrane transport; monocarboxylic acid transport. The record is from RefSeq and is a predicted model, not a curated record. The transcript has 5 exons.